GAGGGAGGGGCGCGUCCCUCGCGCCGGCGCCCGCCCCGCAGCGCCGAUUCUCCCGCGGGCGCUGAGGGAGAGCGGCGGUCCCGUUGGGCAGAGGUGGCGGCGCAGGGCAUCGCCCUGCUGGCGAGGAGCAGCGGGCCGGUCACUGGUACCCAGCCUGGAAACAGUUCCUCCCUUGCAUCGGAAAUUGCAGGCGGCUUAUCUAAACAUUCACACGCACACAGAACCCCCAAAGAAAACCCCUCAUGGCGGUGAGCAGCGCAGAUCGGCUAAACGCGAUAAAGCAGAUGCUUUUCUACUCUCAAAGUUGGGUGCUGGUGCCAGAAGAAAAGAAUGAUUGAUGGGAAACAGACACCAGCCUGUAGACACUCACCCUUUUCCUUCGGAUACUGAUUUAUCAGUGUGUCCCGGCAUCCCCUGCUAGCCCUGAACACGGAGGAUCACUCAGGGUUAUCGACAGUGUAGCUGAAGACCUGCAACUUCACAAAUUAUUAUCUGCUAUUGGACAUCUUUUACAAGAAGCCCUGACAGAUAAGUUAUAAGACGAAGGACAAGUGCUGCAUUGUUGUGAAAGGCUGUCAUCAGGGCCUGGGUGGCUUCUACCAAAGUCUUUAACAUAGUGAACAAACAUCCUGUCCUAAUGCUUCACAUAUGAGUUGGAACCUAUUUUAUAAAUGUAUACAUGUAUAUGUACAUAUAAUUGCUAGACUGCACAUACGCCAGCACUGAGCAUCCUUACGAAGCUGACAUAAAAGGAUUUAGAAAUGUAUUUGUCAAGAUUCCUGUCACUUCAUGCCCUCUGGGUUACUGUAUCCUCCGUGAUGCAGCACUACCCUUCUGUGUGGGGACAUUAUGACGUGUGUAAGACUCAGAUUUACACAGAAGAAGGAAAAGUAUGGGAUUACAUGGCCUGCCAGCCAGAAGCCAGAGAUAUGAUCAAAUACGUAAAAGUGACUCUGGAUCCCCCAGACAUAACGUGUGGAGAUCCUCCUGAGACUUUCUGUGCAAUGGGGAAUCCCUACAUGUGCAAUAAUGAAUGUGAUGCGAGUACCCAAGAACUGGCUCAUCCUCCAGAACUGAUGUUCGAUCUGGAAGGAAGACAUCCCUCCACGUUUUGGCAGUCCACAACUUGGAAGGACUAUCCGAAGCCUCUUCAUGUUAAUAUUACACUCUCCUGGAACAAAACCAUUGAGCUUACAGAUAACAUAGUUAUCACCUUUGAAUCUGGCCGUCCAGACCAAAUGAUCCUGGAGAAAUCACUCGACUAUGGACGAACAUGGCAGCCCUACCAAUAUUAUGCCACAGACUGCUUAGAUGCUUUUCACAUGGAUCCAAAAUCAGUGAGGGAUUUAUCACAGCACACAGUCCUAGAAAUCAUUUGCACAGAGGAAUACUCUACCGGGUACAUGACAAAUAGUAAAAUAAUCCACUUUGAAAUCAAAGAUAGAUUUGCUUUUUUUGCUGGACCUCGGCUUCAUAACAUGGCUUCUCUUUAUGGCCAGCUUGACACCACCAAGAAGUUAAGAGAUUUCUUUACCAUCACAGAUCUGAGGAUAAGACUGCUUAGGCCAGCAACUGGUGAAAUAUAUGUAGAUGAGCAACACCUGGCACGCUACUUUUAUGCAAUUUCAGACAUAAGGGUAUAUGGAAGGUGUAAGUGCAACCUUCACGCUACUGGCUGUAAAGAAGAAAACAAAAGACUACUUUGUGAAUGUGAGCAUAACACAACGGGCCCAGACUGUGGAAAAUGCAAGAAGAAUUACCAGGGCCGACCGUGGAGCCCAGGUUCUUAUCUGCCUAUACCUAAGGGCACAGCUAAUAUCUGUAUACCCAGUAUUUCCAGUAUUGGUAAUCCUCCAAAGUUUGAUAGGAUAUGGCCGAAUAUUUCUUCCCUUGAGGUUUCUAAACCAAACCAAGUUGCUCCCAAAUUAGCUAUGUCAACUGUUUCUUCUGUUCAAGUUGCAAACCACAAGAGAGACUGUGAAUGCUUCGGGCACUCCAACCGGUGCAGUUACAUCGAGCUGCUCAAUACGGUCAUUUGCGUGAGCUGUAAGCACAACACUAGAGGUCAGCACUGCGAGUUAUGCAGGCUGGGCUACUUCAGAAAUGCUUCUGCAGAGCUGGACGAUGAAAAUGUGUGCAUAGACUGUUAUUGUAACCCUUUUGGUUCAGUCCAUGAUCGCUGUAAUGACAAAGGAUUUUGUGAGUGUAAGGAGGGAACAUCAGGGCCUAAAUGUGAUAAAUGUCUGCCGGGAUAUAUCUGGCACAGCUUGGGCUGUCAACCAAACGUGUGUGACAACGAACUGCUGCACUGCCAGAACGGAGGAACCUGCAUCAACAACGUGCGGUGCCAGUGCCCGCCGGCCUACACGGGCAUCCUGUGCGAGAAGCUCAAGUGCGAGCGGGAGCCGGGCGGCUGCAGCCGCAGCUCGGGGCAGGGCCCGCCGGCGCUCGGGGCCGCGCUGCUGCUGCUGCCGCUGCUGGCGGCCACGGCGCUCGGCCGCUGCUGAGCCUGCGCCUGCUGC
Molecule: messenger RNA, 2522 nt
Organism: Corvus hawaiiensis (hawaiian crow)
Lineage: Eukaryota; Metazoa; Chordata; Aves; Passeriformes; Corvidae
Gene: NTNG1
Product: netrin G1
Exons: 10
Coding region: 762-2507 (581 amino acids)
Molecular function (GO): cell-cell adhesion mediator activity
Source: RefSeq, a predicted model, not a curated record